Miniopterus natalensis is the source of this 390-nucleotide messenger RNA. RefSeq names its product profilin family member 4 (gene PFN4). Gene Ontology annotation, molecular function: actin monomer binding. NCBI's taxonomy places the organism in Eukaryota, Metazoa, Chordata, Mammalia, Chiroptera, Miniopteridae. Gene Ontology annotation, cellular component: cell cortex. The record is from RefSeq and is a predicted model, not a curated record.
AUGAGCCAUUUGCAGAACUUACUGUUGGAUUCCCUCCUGGGCACGAAGCACGUGGACAGCGCAGCCCUCAUCAAGCUCCAGGAGCGGAGCCUGUGUGUGGCGUCACCAGGGUUUGGCAUAAUGCCCAGUGACGUCCGCAUACUGGUGAAUGGGUUCGCCAAGAAUCCUUUGCAGGCCAGAAGAGAAGGGCUGUAUUUCAUGGAAAAGGACUACAAGAGUGUCCGGGCAGAUGAUUAUUCUCUCUACGCUAAGAAUGAAAACACCGGUGUGAUUAUUGUGAAGACCAACCUGUAUCUUGUGGUGGCAACUUACACUGAGGGCAUGUAUCCUAGUGUCUGUGUGGAAGCCACGGAGAAGCUGGGAGAAUAUCUAAGAAGAAAAGGAAAUUAA